AUGGAAUCUGCUCAAUCCGUGAACAAUUACAACAACAACGUCAAGGUUGAGGCAUCUGACAACGACGACAACAUUUUCGUAGAUCCAAGUGGCUAUUACAGAAACCUCAGCCUUUCCUACUUUGUUGCGGCACCAAAGCGAAUGUUGACUGAGCAUGAACGGCUCAAGGAACGGUGCCUAGAGAAUGGCAACACUGAGGCCCACUAUAUUGAGGGCGUACUUCAAUUCUUCGUCCAGAAAGAUAUCCAGAUAGGACUCAUUCAUCUACGGAAAGCAGCCACUGGUAACAACCCCACUGGUAUGUAUCUUUACGGUUUGUUAAUGCUUGCAGAAGGUCAUACUCAUUCCGGUAAAAAGUAUCUGGACAAACUCAAAUGGAAGAAGGAACGCCGUGUCUCCGAUAAUUGCUGGGAAAGAAUAAAGAACUCACUAAGUGAAAUUCCUGUUCCUAUGAAGCAGCGGUACUUUAACAAUAUGGUCAACCUAUACCCGCAGUCAAAGUGUGAUCCAGAAAACCUAGCUAAAGUAUGCAAGAAGUGUUACUACUUCAAAAGGCUUACGCAGUUUAUAUUAUUUAUAACUAAUAAAGAAUAA
This is a messenger RNA of Brassica napus (rape), 594 nucleotides long. RefSeq names its product F-box protein At2g35280-like. The record is from RefSeq and is a predicted model, not a curated record. The transcript has a single exon. Bases 1 to 594 code for a protein of 197 amino acids. NCBI's taxonomy places the organism in Eukaryota, Viridiplantae, Streptophyta, Magnoliopsida, Brassicales, Brassicaceae.